Messenger RNA from Prorocentrum cordatum, 750 nucleotides. NCBI's taxonomy places the organism in Eukaryota, Dinophyceae, Prorocentrales, Prorocentraceae. The record is from the annotation of a GenBank genome assembly.
AUGUUCGAGGCCCUGUGGCGGCGCCACCCGCCCGCGCUGGGGACGGCCAGGCUGUUCGGCAGGGAGGUGACGAUGCACCGCUACCAGCAGGCCUUCGGCGCGGACUACGCCUUCUCCGGCCAGCUUGCGCAGGCGGCCCCGCUGACUGAGGAUGCUGCGCCCGAGGUGUUUUUCGUGAAGGAGGAGCUCCGGCGGAUGCUGUCCGCGAGCGGCAGCCCCCUCCGGGAGUGGCGGUACGAGGCCUGCCUGGUGAAUUGGUACGACGGCGGCGGCUCCAUUGGUGCCCACGCCGAUGACGAGCACGGCCUCGUCCCAGGCUCGCCGAUCUUCGCGGUGUCGUGGGGAGAGACGCGGACGUUCCGUGUCACACCCAGACUCAGGGGCGCUGGCGCGAAGGUCGACCUGGAGCUCGGCGACGGGGACGUCGUCGUCAUGGGGGGCGCUUGCCAGCGCACCCACAAGUUACAUUCACGAGCACGCCGUGCCCGUAGCCAAGAAGCGCCGUGGCCGCAGGAUCAGCCUGACGUUCCGAUGCUUCAGGUCGCAGCAGGCUUCAGGGGCUGUGGGCGACGGGUGACCCAAGGUAUUUCCUCUACCGCUGGAGACCUUGAUCACUCUGCAUCCUGUCCUUCUACACCUCUUCCUUCCUUUAUUCCUUCCUGUCUUCCUUCAUCCCUUCGUUCUGCGUUCCAUCAUUACUUAUCAUUGACCACCUCCUCUGGCUCUCAUCCUCUCGUCCUUCUCCACUCC